Racocetra persica is the source of this 314-nucleotide messenger RNA. NCBI's taxonomy places the organism in Eukaryota, Fungi, Glomeromycota, Glomeromycetes, Diversisporales, Gigasporaceae. The record is from the annotation of a GenBank genome assembly.
GUAUCGAACGACGCAUUGACGAUGCAAAAUCAGAAUAUCGAGCACGAAAGGCCAUAAAUAUUGAAAAGAAAAGACUGGCUAAUAAAGAUCGAAUAAAAGUGGAUUUCACUACUAUUGACAUUGAAAGAAAGUUGAGAAAAAUAGCAACCAGAGGCGUUGUACAAUUAUUCGAUGCAAUUCAUAUAUCACAAAAAAUUGUUGAUAAUUCAAUAAAAGAAGCUGGUGGUAAACAAAGAUUAACAACAAAGGAAGCUAAAGAUGUAUCUUCAAUGUCAAAGGAGAAAUUUCUCGAUCUUUUGAAAGGUGGUCUUUAA